CAUAAAUUUGUCAUUCAGACGUCGUUAAGCGUUCAAAGUGACGGGACCGUGCCGUGAGUGUCGUCGUUCGUCCGCGGGCUGAAAAAUAAAAGUGGUCCAGUUUUUGGGGGGUGGUGAAAAAGUGCGUCGCAAGAGACAUUCCAGUGCGUUUCCGGUGCGGAAAGUUUGUGCAAUCGAUCGUCGACCAUGGUGUGGGGCUUCGUAACGUGUGGUCCCAACGAGGCGCUUGUUGUUUCAGGAUGCUGCCACAUGAAACCACUGCUAGUUCCCGGAGGACGUGCCUUCGUAUGGCCCUCGAUCCAGCGCGUUCAACGAAUCUCGCUGAACACGAUGACGCUGCAGGUCGAAAGUCCGACCGUGUACACCAGCCAGGGUGUGCCGAUUUCCGUGACCGGCAUCGCCCAGGUCAAGAUCCAGGGCCAGAACGAGGACAUGCUGCUGACGGCGUGCGAGCAGUUCCUGGGCAAGUCCGAGUCGGAGAUUCAGCACAUUGCGCUCGUCACGCUCGAGGGCCACCAGCGCGCCAUCAUGGGCUCGAUGACGGUGGAGGAGAUCUACAAGGAUCGCAAGAAGUUCUCCAAGCAGGUGUUCGAGGUGGCCUCGUCCGACUUGGUCAACAUGGGCAUCACCGUGGUGUCGUACACGCUGAAGGAUAUUCGUGACGAGGAGGGUGCUAAGGGUUACCUCAAGAGUCUGGGAAUGGCCCGUACGGCGGAGGUCAAGCGUGACGCCCGAAUCGGUGAAGCCGAGGCCCGUUGCGACGCCACGAUCAAGGAGGCCAUCGCCGAGGAGCAACGGAUGGCGGCGCGCUUCCUGAACGACACCGAGAUCGCCAAGGCGCAGCGUGACUUUGAGCUGAAGAAGGCCGUCUACGACGUGGAGGUGCAGACGAAGAAGGCCGAAGCGGAGAUGGCGUACGAGCUGCAGGCGGCCAAGACCAAGCAGCGCAUCAAGGAGGAACAGAUGCAGAUCAAGGUGGUCGAGCGCACGCAGGAAAUCGCCGUGCAGGAGCAGGAAAUGGCCCGUCGCGAGCGUGAGCUGGAGGCCACCAUCCGGCGACCGGCCGAGGCCGAAAAGUUCAAGCUGGAGAAGCUGGCCGAGGCGAACCGCAACCGGGUGAUCCUGGAGGCGGAGGCCGAAGCGGAAGCGAUCAAGAUCCGCGGAGAAGCCGAAGCGUUCGCCAUCGCGGCCAAGUCCAAGGCCGAAGCCGAGCAGAUGGCCAAAAAGGCCGAGGCCUGGAGGGAGUACCGUGAGGCGGCCAUGGUCGACAUGCUGCUGGAGACGUUGCCAAAGGUUGCCGCCGAGGUGGCCGCCCCGCUGUCCCAGGCCAAGAAGAUCACGAUGGUGUCCAGUGGCACCGGCGAGGUCGGCGCGGUCAAGCUCACCGGCGAGGUGCUCCAGAUCGUCAACAAGAUCCCGGACCUGGUCAAGUCGAUCACUGGCGUGGACAUUUCACGGUCGGUUCACGCUGGUUAGAACCGCACACAGGUUGGCGACGACCUUCUGUUGAUUUUGUGAGCGCUUCUCGGUCCACAUUCGUCACAACCGCAACAACCGAUAGUAGACGUAAGUUGUGCACGGAACGUGUCCGGGUGCGCGCCCACUCCUCUUUCCCCUUGAAUUAUGAUGGCCCGCCGCGGUGAGUGGAUUUGCGAAAAAGAAAAGGGCAGCCAUAACGUUCCAGAGUUGGAGCGCGUUGUUUAUCGUUUUGCCUUGGUUUGGUAAGUUCGUUUUUUUUUUCCUUUCCUUUCUGUUAUAUUCUGUUGUGUAUAUUUUUGUAUAUUUAAGAAUAUCGACGAACAGAUUUCUUUAUUAUUUUAUAGUUUUAAGUUGAAAGAUUUAAAUAUCCUUUGGAAUUUAUUUCCAACAGUUUUAUUUGUUACUUUUAAUUUUAACGAGUCGACUUUCCACUACGAUCACCGCAAAAGCAUCGAAAUCGUAAACGAAAUUCACCUUUAAAGCGUGUGUAAUUUCACUGCCAAUGCGUUUAAUUUUGCACAACUUAAAACCGGAAAUAAAAACCACUUUCAUCACAAACGUGGAAAGUUGGCUCGCGCCCGUGCUCUGGGAUGGUAUUUCUUUAUAUCUUUAACUUUCCUCAUAAAAGUCGUUGACCGAAAAAACAACACAAUUAACCCAGUGUGAUAUUACACGAAAAAUUGAACCAAAAAUUUCACAAAAAAAAGCCAGAUGAUCAUUCUCGUACAACAAGUAUUCGUUCACGUCUUUUCUCAAACUUAACGCGAAAUUUUCGCGCGCGCGCGCGCAAUGUUGUUCCAUCCACUCGUUUGGCCUAUCUAUAGCUAACACACAAACUCUAGCAAAUUGUUCGAAAAAGGCGAAUGUCUCUUUUUAGUGCUCGCUUUGUUGAACACUUUCUCUAUUACGAAUGACAACAAAAUGAUAUUUAAACGGACAUCUUAUUUGUGUAAAGUGAAAUCAUCAAAUAAAAUAGCGAAAACUACGACCCUCUAACAAACAAUAGUGUGACAAGCAAAAACAAGCAUUUGUAGGUGUAGUGGGACCCCCAUUUAAAGAUGUCGUUUCCAUUAAAACUUGUCGUUCAAUUUCAUUAAAAAAAAACGUAAUUAUACAUUGAUUAUAUGUGCAAAAUUUUGAGUAUAACAAAAACGUUCGCGAACCUGAUCAACUAAAACAAUUAUUAGCAAACAAAAUAUUUAUCGAAAAAUCGCAAAAAAUUAAAAGCAAAGAAUAUAUUUUGUAACGGCAUUUCUCGAAAGAUGGGUACGGCAUUUAAAUGAUACCAAAAACUAAAUAAAACAAAUUAACAUUGUGUUAAAUUUAAAAAAAAAAAACAAAACAUCUACAAGUAGAACCAAUGUCUGUGUUUGUUUCAACCAUCUGAGACGUUCUAAUAAAUAUGUAAAACCAAUAAUCUUCUGCAAAACCGAUUGGGUUCGUCUGUUUCUUCCCCCCUCACUUUUUCCUCAAUGUCUCAAUCUGUAUCACCCUCCCGAAAAGUAAAUUUUCUCUACUCAAACACAUGCAAAACUCACCUCUAACACGCCUUUCUCAUAAAAAAAACUAAAAUACAAAAUACCAAACCAGAUGGCACACCAGAUGCAUAGUUUUAUAAAUCGAAUAUAACAAAAAUAUAACAAACAAAACAAACUCGAAUAACAAACACACUACAUUUGAUAACAUUUCGCUAUAUUCAAACACAAACACACAAAACAAGUCAAGUAUUAUAUGAAACUAUAUACAUGUUACACAAACAUUCACACCUACACAAAGAAACACACGUGAACAACAACAAUAUAGGUGUCGAAUUUGGGUCGGGGUCAAGGUUCGAAAUGCUUACCAAACCAAAAAAAAAUCGUCUAUACUCUAUAUAAUGGAAUCUCUUAUGGAAGUGUACGGAGAAAAAAAA
This is a messenger RNA of Culex quinquefasciatus (southern house mosquito), 3391 nucleotides long. It is a transcript of the gene Flo1, whose product is annotated as flotillin-1. The coding region runs from base 187 to 1476 and encodes 429 amino acids. Gene Ontology annotation, biological process: protein kinase C signaling; positive regulation of cell-cell adhesion mediated by cadherin; positive regulation of cell junction assembly. The record is from RefSeq and is a predicted model, not a curated record. Gene Ontology annotation, cellular component: plasma membrane. The transcript has 8 exons. Lineage: Eukaryota; Metazoa; Arthropoda; Insecta; Diptera; Culicidae.